This is a messenger RNA of Chrysochloris asiatica (Cape golden mole), 285 nucleotides long. RefSeq names its product DPY30 domain-containing protein 2-like. The coding region runs from base 1 to 285 and encodes 94 amino acids. The record is from RefSeq and is a predicted model, not a curated record. Lineage: Eukaryota; Metazoa; Chordata; Mammalia; Afrosoricida; Chrysochloridae. The transcript has 2 exons. Gene Ontology annotation, cellular component: Set1C/COMPASS complex.
AUGGAAACCGAGUUCCUGAAGAAAUGCUUUGGAAACUGUCUAGCCCAGGCACUGGUGGAAUUUGUAAAGAUUCGACCCAAUGACCCAAUAGAGUACUUGGCUCACUGGUUUUAUCAUUACCGGAAAACCACAAUGGCAAAAGAGAAUACAACAGAGAAGAUUCAGCUGAAGGAGGAACAUUAUAAGAGCUUCAAAGAAGCAGAAUUGAUAGACAUGCUGAAGCAAGACAAAAAUCAUAUUCAACAGAAAUGUGAAAAAUGCCUCAAGGUAGGAAGGAAGAAAUGA